Lates calcarifer (barramundi perch) is the source of this 3075-nucleotide messenger RNA. It is a transcript of the gene lg12h6orf89, whose product is annotated as linkage group 12 C6orf89 homolog. Lineage: Eukaryota; Metazoa; Chordata; Actinopteri; Centropomidae. Gene Ontology annotation, cellular component: nucleolus; Golgi membrane. The record is from RefSeq and is a predicted model, not a curated record. Bases 300 to 1298 code for a protein of 332 amino acids. The transcript is spliced from 8 exons.
CUGCCAAAAAUACAUAAGCGAAGAAGAAGACCGUCCGUUUGAGGUAGCCAUGCCCAGUAGCUAGCAAGUGAGUUUAUCUUUAAAAAUAAAUGUAUUUCAGAGUAUAAGGUUAGAGAUGACAAACUCUCCACUACGGCGGUGGAUCUCGCUUUGAGGUUAUAAUAAUUAGCUGGUGUUUAAAGUAAUGACAUGGCAGUCAACACCUGAGAUGACUUCACAGGUGGACACCAUGCUCCUAGACCCAACAGCAGCUAAAGAUCGACGUGUUUGACCAAGAAGUCGCCGUGACCGCCGCCGACAUGGGAACGACGAUGAGCGAGCCGUGUAUCUACGACAAACUGUCCGAGAGCAUCGACAUCCUCCGCCAGUCGGGCUACCGCUAUGGCAUGUCGGAGAGGGAGAUUGAGAGGUUCAUCAAGCAAGUUCUGGAGACCAACGAGCCCAGGAGAGAGCCUCCCCAGUUCCCCAUCCUGAGAGCCACCAUCAAGUUUGUGGUGGCAGUGGGCUUCCUGCUGGUGGUGGUCCUGGCCUUUACUUACCCUCAGAGUGCCCCGCAGCUGGGUCUGGUCAACCUGGGCUGUUAUAACUGGUCGUCUCCCCUCAGUCACGUCCGCCUGCUGUCCCUGCCCAUCGCCAAGAAGUACAAUCUGCAAGGUUUCCAUGAAUGGUGGAGUGCCGGCUCUCUCAGGCAGAGUCUGGUCAACUGUUCGGGGUGUGCAGAGAUCUCUUCCGUGCUAGAAGUCCCAGAAAGCCUCAGAGGGACCGUGACUCUGCGACGGGGGCCACAGCUCGUCCUGCUGAAGGGUGGGGAGUCCCUCAGCGUCCAGCGGCAGCAGCUCGAGGAGCUCUACUUGGCUCAUUCAGGCUCCAUGUCCAUUCUUCUGGAGGAGGACGACGGCCUGCAGAACCACAACCACGGCCUCCCUCAGGGACCCGCCAACUUCACCCUGCUCUGGAGGUUCAGCUCUGGAACCAGGGAGAAGGUAUUGAGGUGGCUCUUCCCAAAGGCAGAGCUCUGCCCCCUGCUGGACAGCGCUGGGACCAUCCUGCAGCGCUGCCUGGUCACACACAGCACAAACUCCCAGAGCAAGGGUGUUGGGGUGUUGGGCUGGCUGGUGGUGGGCGAGGGGCUGCCAACAGUUCGAGUUCUGCCGGUUCAACGCUGUCAGAAACACUGCAGCUCCUUCAACCUGUGGCUGACACCUGGAGACAUGGUGUACGCUGACCCUCGGUACUGGCAGAUGGAGCUGUUCCCGGGCCGAGGCCAGAACAUCAUAUGCGACGGGUCGGCCUUUUAACAUUGCAGGUGGUGCGAAGCGGAGGAGGACAGAGUUCAGGACUGGGCAUGUGCAGAUCGGCUGUGAAUGUUUGACUUCCUGCAGAGGCGUUGUUCUUGGAGAUCUUCGGCCUUUCUGUGGCCCCGCCCACUAAUGCCUUACAACCCUCCGGUCCUUUUUUUUCUUUUUCCUGACACCACGCUCGUCUGAUAAUCCUCCCAGUGUCCUCAGAGAACUGGAAACCACUGCACACAUGACUGAAGUUUGGAAAUAAUUGGAUUUCCUACAGGUGGAGGUCUGAGCUUUGACACAGGACUUAAUGACUUUGUCCUCGUGUAUAACAACAGAACGUCACCGGUCUGUAAACUCUCUGCGUUAACAGCUCUCAGAUGUUCUGGAUGUGCUCGUGCCAUAGCUUCAAGCAGAACUAUAGCAAUUUAAAAACAUACUUUUCAUGAAACCAUUGGGUGUGUCUCUGUUUCAGAAGGUAGUGAAUCACUGUUGAGUGACCUCUGAAUGAGGACGUCAUCUUUUGGUCUUCAUGUGUGGAUGAGAACAGAAAUAACAACUCUUAAAUUGACAUAUGUCCUUGAUCAGUGAGACAAAGCUCCUAACAACAGUUCUGUGUUGACUGAAAAGGAGGUUGACUGGACAGAUACUAAAUAAGUAUAAUAAGAAUGAAGAGAAACAACUCAGAUAUUCAGUCUGGAUAUCAGGGUCCCUGCAGCUGUUGAUGUUAAACUAAGUUUCAAACCACAGGGAGCUCAGUAAGAACCCACAGCUCUCUUCUAGCUCCAGGCCCCUGGUUAAUCUCAGCCUCACUAACAUGUUCAUCCAGUCACUGAUUGGAGAGAUAGAUGCAUUAAGAGAGUUGGCUGCUGCUCAGUCUUGCUACCAGUGAAAAAAUCCCCAAAACCAUGGAAGAUUUUCUGUUUGUAAAACCUUCUUAGAGCCUAGAAAUGCCAUUUUUAUGUGUGCAACAUCAUCCCAAAGGUAAAGUCUGUGGCUGGAGAAACAGUGACACACUGGGUUGCACAAUACGUUUUUGUCGGCGGGCGCCAUCUUUGAGUCUGGUAUCCAGUUCCUAUAACACAUGCAUGGACGUUCACUACCUGCUCAAGUUCUGAGACACACCUUCUGCUCUUUAUCUGGGUUUUCAUGUUAAAGGAACAGUUCACCCACAUGACAAACAAUCUCUCUGACGCAUAUUGUGAUUUUAAAUUGGACUUUUGGGUGAACUGACCCUUUAACAAGUCACUGCUCAAACUUAUCACAGAGCAUCAGACACAAAAAAUAUUCUAGUUUAUUUUCAUCCUACUUGCCGUUUAUCAACUUCAGAUAUUGUUUUAAAUUUUUAUUUUCAGGAUUUUAUGGACAAAGCUGCUUCUCUAAUUUCAGUGUCGUUAUUUAUUGUUAUGACUGUAUGUAUAUAUAUGUUCAAGCCAUUAAUUUUAACAAUAAUGACGUGUCGUAAUAUUAUUAUGCUUUUUGAUUAUCAUUUGUGAUUAUCAGUACAGACAAGACUCCAUGAAGAGGUAGAGAAUAUAUUUUGUGCAUGAUCGGGAGUUUCCAUGGCUCGAAAAAAAAAAAAGUCUAAUAUUAAAUCAGUUUGCCAAAGUAAAUGCCUGUUUAUUUAUGUGUUUUAAAGACACACUCCCUCAUUUUGUUUUAGUGAUCCAAAAAUUUCCAGACAUGAACUGCUAAGAAAAAAUCAGGGGGUGAAUCUUUUAAAAUGUACGCUUUGCAUAGAAAUGUCAUAGUUUUAUGAGAAAAUUAAAACUUGUCAUGUAUUUGCUUC